This is a messenger RNA of Cucurbita moschata (crookneck pumpkin), 1196 nucleotides long. Its product is annotated as peroxidase 47. Gene Ontology annotation, molecular function: heme binding; peroxidase activity. Lineage: Eukaryota; Viridiplantae; Streptophyta; Magnoliopsida; Cucurbitales; Cucurbitaceae. The transcript is spliced from 4 exons. The coding region runs from base 60 to 1022 and encodes 320 amino acids. Gene Ontology annotation, biological process: response to oxidative stress; hydrogen peroxide catabolic process. The record is from RefSeq and is a predicted model, not a curated record.
UCCCACCACAACUCUUCUUUAACCAUCUUUUAUUCUCUUUCAACCUAGCUACUCGAGAAAUGUCGUUGUUGAUGUCAAUGUCGAUGUCGAUGAACUUAGUUAGUAUUAUCGUGUUGGUGAGCGUUAGUGUAACAUUUAGAGGCGUGAAUGGAUUGAGUAUGGGAUAUUACUUGAUGAGCUGCCCGUUUGUGGAUCCGAUUGUGAAGAACACGGUGAAUCGAGCUCUUCAAAAUGAUCCCACUUUGGCUGCAUCUCUCAUACGAAUGCAUUUUCAUGAUUGUUUCGUUGAGGGAUGCGAUGGAUCAGUGUUGAUUGAUUCAACACGAGACAACAGAGCAGAAAAGGAUUCUCCCGCCAAUGAAAGCUUACGAGGUUACGAGGUUAUUGAUGACAUUAAGGAACAAUUAGAAAACCAAUGUCCUGGUGUUGUUUCUUGCGCCGACAUUGUCGCCAUGGCUGCCAGAGAUGCAGUCUUUUGGGCGGGAGGUCCAUUUUAUGACAUACCGAAGGGAAGGAAGGACGGAACGAGAUCUAGAAUCGAAGACACCGCCAAUUUGCCUUCGCCUUUCUUCAAUGCAUCUCAGCUUAUUAAUACCUUCGCCCGCCGUGGCUUUACAGCUCAGCAAAUGGUCGCACUUUCGGGGGCGCAUACAUUAGGAGUGGCACGAUGCGUAUCAUUCAAAGACAGACUGGACGGCACCGACACUCUUCUGAGUCCCAACUUUGGGAGAACACUGUCAAGAACAUGCAGCAAUGGCGACAAUGCAAUACAAACAUUCGACGCCACGGCUGACAGCUUCGACAACGUCUAUUACAACGCGCUGUCGAGAGGAGCCGGGGUUUUGUUUUCGGACCAGACGUUGUUCGCUAGCCCGCGUACGAGGGGCAUUGUCAAUGCCUACGCCAUGAACCAAGCCCUGUUCUUCUUGGACUUCCAACAGGCCAUCAUCAAAAUGGGUAUGCUUGAUGUAAAGGAAGGUCGUUGGGGCCAAGUCCGCCGCAACUGCCGUAGGGUUAAUUGAUUUAGAUGUAUUAGUUGUUAAUAAUAAGUAAUGCAACACUCCCGUGUGGAUGUCGGUGUUUUGUGUGCGUGCAAGUGUGUGAUAACGAUCAUAUUAUAGUUAUUUGUAAUUAACUCUUGUUCACUAAAGUUCUCUCUCUUUUAGAACCGUGUUUGUAACAGCUCAAGUUCACUA